Dermacentor silvarum is the source of this 797-nucleotide messenger RNA. RefSeq lists its product as uncharacterized. Lineage: Eukaryota; Metazoa; Arthropoda; Arachnida; Ixodida; Ixodidae. The coding region runs from base 15 to 797 and encodes 260 amino acids. The transcript is spliced from 3 exons. The record is from RefSeq and is a predicted model, not a curated record.
UUCUCGAACGAAACAUGGCUUGGACAUUAUCCGUGCGACAGAAACUUGCACUUGCGUUAUUAGUACACCGUCUGCGACGGAAGCGCAGGCGCUCCAUGUACGUUCGUGAAAUUUUCGCGGAACGGAGAACCGCCAGCGAGUACCACCAGCUAGUGCAAGAACUGCGGCAGAAGGACCCGGAGUACCAUCUCAAGUAUUUCAGGAUGACCAAGGCCUCUUUUGACAAACUUUUGAGCCUUCUCUACGACCGCAUCAUCCAUCCACCAAACCACAGGAACCUAAUCUGCCCAGCAGAAAGGCUAGCAGUCACAAUACGGUUUCUGACAACCGGCGGCUCCAUGCUGGACAUAGCUUUCAGUUACCGCAUGCAUGUGUCCACUGUGUCCGGGAUCCUGAAAGAAACCUUACCUGCCAUUUGGGACUGCCUUUCCCCAGUUGUACUCAGACAGCCAACCAAAGGUGAAUGGGAGGCCAUUAGAAAGGACUUUGAUUCCAAGUGGAACUUUCCGAAUGCUGUGGGGUGUAUAGACGGCAAACAUUUUGCUAUUACUUGUCCUGAUGGCAGUGGUUCAGAGUUUUACAAUUACAAGGGCUUUUAUUCAUUGAUCAUGCUGGCUCUUGCAGACGCACACUAUCGCUUCAUAUUGGUUGAUAUUGGUGCCCAGGGCCGACUGUCUGAUGGCUCUUUCUUCAGAAAAAGUGAUAUCAAAAAUGUUUUGAAAAUACCACACUUGACUUGCCUUCGGGUCAUAAUGGCCUGCCACUCUGCAUCGUUGGAGAUGCGGCGUUUCCACUGA